Messenger RNA from Empidonax traillii (willow flycatcher), 1615 nucleotides. RefSeq names its product ankyrin repeat domain 39 (gene ANKRD39). The transcript has 4 exons. The coding region runs from base 76 to 654 and encodes 192 amino acids. Lineage: Eukaryota; Metazoa; Chordata; Aves; Passeriformes; Tyrannidae. Gene Ontology annotation, molecular function: protein binding. The record is from RefSeq and is a predicted model, not a curated record.
GUCAAUCUUCGGCCCUUUCGUCACUCUCCGUCUUCGGCCCAGCCGUCCCCCGGUCCCUCCGGUCCCCCCGGGGACAUGGCCGGGGGUCGCCGCUCUCCACCUGGUCCGUCCUGCCCAGGGCAGGGCGCGAUGCCCGGUUCUUGCUGCCCGGGGCCGGUGGCCGUUCCCAGCGUACACCAGAGCCUGUCCGAGAUGGACUUCGAGCGGGGGAUCUGGGCGGCCGCGCGGGACGGAGACGAACCGCGGCUGCUGCGGCUGCUGGAGCGGCGCGGGGACCCCGGAGAGCCCGACCGGGCGGGGUACACGGCACUGCACUACGCCAGCCGUAAUGGCCACCUGGGGAUAUGUCGAAUGCUGCUGGAGCGGGGGGCUCCCUGCGACGCCCGGACACCCGGCGGGGCCACCCCCCUGCACCGCGCCUGCUAUUGCGGCCACCUCGCCGUGAGCCGCCUCCUGCUCCAGCACGGGGCCGACCCCGCGGCCACCGACGGCGACGGGCGGACCCCCCUACACAAGGCAGCGGAGCAGGGACACCGUGAGCUCUGUGCACUCCUCCUGCGGCUCUGCCCAUCUCUGGCCACACUCCAGGAUUUCAGGAGCCGCCUCCCACGGGAUGGGGCCCACCCGGAUGUGUGGGACCUGCUGGACACCUGAAGGGACACAGGACACCUGGAGCCACUCCUGUGGGACCUCUGGAGGCAUCUCCAAUGGACAAACACAGCCCGUGGCACCGACUCUGUCCCCUUGUCACCUGUUCCAGGGGCCAGCGUAGGGGGAGUCAUACCAGGAUGGAGGUGCAGACACCCCUCACGCCUUCCAGUGACUUUGUUUCCUAAAAAAACCCACUAAAAGUGUAGAAAACAGUUUGUUGGAACAGUAAAUUCCACAGGAGGUGGGAGGGCUUUGGUGCUUCCCCCUGGGGUGGCUGGGAGGGAACAGAAGCUGCUCAGGGGAUUCCGGGGGGGAUCCACAUCUCACUGUGGGGGGAGGCAGGGGCAGGAGGACCACGGAUGGAACCUUGUCCUUAAGUGGUUGGGCACUGAUCCCGCUUAUCCAGGAUCUCCAGCAGCACCUUUUCCUCCCUGACCUCAGAGUAAAGUCUCCACCUUUGUGGGUGCCUAGGUGGGACUUCAUGGAAUCCUCAAAUGGUAUGGGUUGGAAGAGACCUUAGAGCCCAUCCAGUCCCACCCCCUGCCACAGGCAGGUACACCUUCCACUAGAUGAGGUUGCUCCAAGCUCAAUCCAACCUGGCCUUGAACACUUCCAGGGCUUGGGCAGUGCUGGGUGCCACACCUGGGAUUCCCUCCCUGAAUCACCAGGCACCCCAACCCCUGUGAACCACAGCAGAGACCCACGUACAGAUAUAGACUUUUAUUACCCAUCUGGCAAAAAAUCCCUCAAAAAACGCCCAGGAAAUAAAAUCCCACGGUUGUUUCACAACCACGAGGGGGCAGGGGAGGACUGGGGAGGGGUAGACCCUGGCGUCUCCCCUCCCCCCCACUGGGCCCUUCCCUCCCCAAACAUACAAAUCAAACCUGAACAAUAAAUAGGAAUUCCCAGGGGAGGGGUUAGGGGUUUGCAUAGAGGAAGAUUUAAUUAAAAAAAAAGGGUUUUU